Messenger RNA from Callorhinus ursinus (northern fur seal), 2453 nucleotides. Its product is annotated as cytoplasmic tRNA 2-thiolation protein 1. NCBI's taxonomy places the organism in Eukaryota, Metazoa, Chordata, Mammalia, Carnivora, Otariidae. Gene Ontology annotation, biological process: tRNA wobble position uridine thiolation. The record is from RefSeq and is a predicted model, not a curated record. Gene Ontology annotation, cellular component: mitochondrion; cytosolic tRNA wobble base thiouridylase complex. Gene Ontology annotation, molecular function: tRNA binding.
UCGUAGUCCCUUCACUCGCUUCCGCGUUUUCUCGGAGCCUGGACUUUCCUGCGCGGGUUCUACUCAGGUGAGUUCUUCCUGCCUCGGCGCGCCGAUCCUGGCCCUUUGUCGUACUCCCGUGUAGCAGUUGAGGAUCUCCAUAUCACUCUCCCACGCAUUCCGGAGAAGCCAACUGCUCCCGGCCCGCCCGGAACCCGCGAUGCCCGCCCCGCAGUGCGCCUCCUGCCACGCGGCGCGCGCUGCCCUCCGCCGCCCGCGCUCCGGUCAAGCGCUGUGCGGGGCCUGCUUCUGCACCGCCUUCGAGGCCGAGGUGCUGCACACGGUGCUGGCGGGCCGCCUGCUGCCGCCCGGCGCGGUGGUGGCCGUGGGGGCCUCCGGCGGCAAGGACUCCACGGUGCUGGCGCACGUGCUGCGCGAACUAGCGCCGCGCCUGGGCGUCUCGCUGCGCCUGGUGGCCGUGGACGAGGGCAUCAGCGGCUACCGCGACGCGGCGCUGGCGGCCGUGCGACGCCAGGCGGCGCGCUGGGACCUCCCGCUCACCGUCGUGGCCUACGCAGACCUCUUCGGGGGCUGGACCAUGGACGCCGUGGCCCGCAGCACGGCCGGCUCCGGCCGCAGCCGCGCCUGCUGCACCUUCUGCGGGGUGCUGCGGCGCCGCGCGCUGGAGGAAGGGGCGCGCCUCGUGGGAGCCACGCACAUCGUGACGGGCCACAACGCCGACGACAUGGCAGAGACCGUGCUCAUGAACUUCCUGCGGGGCGACGCGGGGCGGCUGGCCCGGGGCGGGGGCCUGGGCUCGCGGGGCGAGGGGGGCGCACUGCCGCGCUGCCGCCCCCUGCAGCUGGCCUCGCAGAAGGAGGUGGUGCUGUACGCGCACUUCCGCCGCCUCGACUACUUCUCGGAGGAGUGCGUCUACGCGCCCGAGGCCUUCCGCGGCCACGCGCGCCACCUGCUCAAGCUCCUGGAGGCGGCGCGGCCGUCGGCGGCGCUGGACCUGGUGCACUCGGCCGAGCGCCUGGCCCUGGCCCCGGCCGCGCGGCCGCCGCCCCCCGGCGCCUGCUCCCGCUGCGGGGCGCUGGCCAGCCGCGCGCUCUGCCAGGCCUGCGCCCUCCUGGACGGCCUGCAGCGCGGCCGGCCCCGCCUGGCCAUCGGCAAGGGCGGCGGGGCGCGCGACGAGGAGGGGCCGCCACCCCCGCCGCCCAGCGACCCCGGUUCUGCGCCGGGCCCCGCCGACGGGGAGUGCGGGGCGGCCUGUAAGGAGCGCUGCGAAUAAACCCCCUCCGCCCGGGCUUCGGUGUGAGGUUGGGAGGGGGACGGACGGGACCGGUUACCGGUGACCCCGCAGAAGCUGAGGCCUGGACUCCUGGGACUGAGGUAAGAGGGGUUGGGACGUGGACUCUUGGAUCUAAAAGAGAAGAGAACUGAACAACUUCCCAUUCCCAACCAGUGGAAAUUAGGGGGCUGCUUACUUAGUACUCUGCCCAGUUCUGGGCAUGCUCAGGAUAGUCCAAGCCUUCUUGAGCACCUACUGUGUGUCAUGAUUGGCUGUAGGUGAGAUUAGCAAAACCACUUGACUUGGUGGGCUCUGGUCAUUUACAGUAACCACGAUGCUUAUCUUUGAGCGCUGUGCAUCCUGCAGACGCCACAAGGUCUCAUUUCAUCCAAACCACACACGAUCUCAUUGGCCUGAGGUCACCUAGCUGGAGAUGGACAGAACUGGGGGCCCCCACCCAGACCUGCACCUGGAGCUCUUCAAGACGGUGGAUUUGCUCCCCACCCCACCCCCCCAAAAUCUCUCCUAGUGUCUCUGCGUGAUGGGUGAGGAGCAGCUGGGUGGGCUCCCCAGACCUCAGAUUAUGGAGGCAGAGCUGGAUGAGCCUGGGUCAGUGACUUAACCUUUCUGGUCUUCGGUUUCCUCCUCUGAAAUGGAAUUACACCCCUCCACCCCCCAUCAAAGCGCUGUUGUGAGGAUUUGAUAGUGUGCUCAAUAUAUGGUGGCCAACUUUGUGGGUCAUAUUACAUUAUGGCCACCAGGGGGCUCUGGGUUUCAGAUUUGCUACCCUGUGCUUCCAAGAGGGUGUGAGGCCCAGAAAAGCUUCCAGCAGGACCCCUGGGGAGAGACUUGGCUUUCUCAGUCCCCCCUCCAAGGGGGGGCCUGGCCUGGUCCCUUGUCAGGAAUGCCCUCUCUUUGCCGUCUUCCUUCUCAAAUCCUCCAGGGUAUUUCUAGAAGCCUUCCUGUCUCUUCUCACCUGCCCAGCCUGGGACAUAGGAUUCUUCCCAAGUCCCAGCCCCCAGCUCCUGCCCUCAUGUGCCAUCCACACUCUGGUUCUUGUUCUCCCUAACUGGACUGAGGUUUGAAGGCGGAUCUCCCACCCCACCAGAUAACCAACAUCAUUUAUUCAAUAUGUACUGAAUCCCUAAUGUGUGCAGGGGCAUUUCUAAGCAUUGUUGAA